GACCUGGAGAUGUUUACAUCUGUGACGGUCACCUUUGAGUUCGACUAUGCGGGCAACGUGGAGGGGUCCGUCAGUAUGGUCACCUACAAGGAUGUCAUUUUGACAUCUGCUGAAAAUUUUGUUGGUUGCUUGCUCACAACCUGCAUUGGGGCCGGUAUCAGCGCCACUUUGUUGACGGUGCACCUCUUGCGCCACCGCGAGCAAUGCAACUGGGGCUUGACGUGCUAUGAGAUCUUUUCGCGCAUCCUGCUCGUGGUUUAUCCCACAAUCCUCUUGAUCUCAUGGAGCCAGCAAAUGCUGAUGUCUCAUGAGUUCGACCUUCUACUCCAAACCUUCAUUGGCUCUGAUGGUGUGGAUGAUGAGCACAUGAAGCACAACAUGCAGGAGUACUUCAAGGUGAAGACGGUGAUCUAUGAUGAGGUAGGCUGGUUGGAGAGGCAUCGUGUGGCAUCGUAUGUCCUGAUGUAUUUCCAGUUUCUGCAAAUGGUCUUGUACUUCAAUGCUCACCCUCGUGUGGCCAUGCUGACGAAGACCGUGAAGGGCGCCUUGCUGAACAUGCUCCACUUCUUCUUGGUCUUUACCAUUCUCUUCUUGAUGUUGGCCUUCAUGGCGCACUUCCUCCUCGGGGGCCAGAUCCAACUCUUUGGCACCUUUGGAGGGUCCUGCGAGACGCAGGUCCGCAUGCUUUUCGGCGAGUUCAUUUUCGUGGAUGGAGCAGAGAAUUUGUCAGGUUUGUCACUGGCCAUGUAUUGGCUCUACGCUGCCUCCUUCAUGCUUAUCGUCUUCUUCACUCUUUUGAACUUCUUCUUGGCCAUUGUGGUGGACGCGUUCGUAGCAGUGAAGGACGAGUACGACAAGCUGUUCUGCACCUACAACUUCUGCUAUGACCUUGGUACCAUCCCUAGAUGCGUGUACACUCAUUUCAAGCUCAAGUUGCCUGGGCGAAAGCCCUUCAUCAAAUAUCUUGAGGAGAGCGUUCAGCACUUGAAGGAGGUGAAGAAGCAGGAGGAGCAGGCGAAGCGGAAGGUAGGACACAAGGGUGUCCGAAAGCCAGCACCCGCGCCUGCAGCGGACCCCUCGCUGCCGCUACUGCUUCCGGCCAAGAGGAUCUUGGAGGAGUUUCCAGGCUUCACGGAGCAAAGCCUUUGCCAUCUCCUCUGCCGGGUGGAGAAACUGAGCGCGACUCCUGUCAUCUUCUUCGUAGAGGAGAAGCUGGACAACAACAAUGAGCCUCAGGAGGUGGAUGACAUCCCAGAGGAGCCAUCGCACAU
This is a messenger RNA of Symbiodinium pilosum, 1271 nucleotides long. Lineage: Eukaryota; Dinophyceae; Suessiales; Symbiodiniaceae. The record is from the annotation of a GenBank genome assembly.